Fonticula alba is the source of this 1908-nucleotide messenger RNA. RefSeq lists its product as hypothetical. Gene Ontology annotation, cellular component: nucleus; chromatin. NCBI's taxonomy places the organism in Eukaryota, Rotosphaerida, Fonticulaceae. Gene Ontology annotation, molecular function: chromatin binding; histone binding. The transcript has 4 exons. The record is from RefSeq and is a predicted model, not a curated record. Gene Ontology annotation, biological process: nucleosome assembly. The coding region runs from base 1 to 1908 and encodes 635 amino acids.
AUGUUGGCGGCCGGAGGCUCUGAGGCCGAUGCCGAGUACCUCAAGCAGCUUGAGGAGAACAUGGAGGCUCUGGAUCGCAUUGAUGAUGCCAUGAACAAGGAAAUGAACCGCCUGGUGACCAAGGUGGCUUUUGAGUUCGUCGCCAAGAAGGCCCCCCUCUACAAGGAGCGCUCGUCGCUCAUCCGCAACAUCCCCCAUUUCUGGUCUCUGGUGGUCCUCCAGCACCCGGCACUUCGCCGCUACAUCACCUCGGCCGAUCAGCUCGCCCUCACCGAGCUCCUCGAUGUCAACUACACCCAAAUCGAGGGCGAGAACUCGACUGUCCGCUCGACCAAGCUUACCCUGACUUUCGGCCCCAACCCGCUCUUCGAGAACACCGAGCUCGUCAAGGAGCUGUCCUACAGCAAUCCCGAGGACGAUGACGAGGUUCCGGCCAUCAGCACCUCGGUCAUUCACUUCAAGGACCAGCAGACGGACGAGGCGGCCGCCGAGUCGGCCUCCGCCGUGGUCGGCCAGAAGCGCCGUGCCCCGGAGGACGACACCGCCGAUGGCUUCUUCCACAUCUUCGCCAAGAACGAUCGCGAGUCCUCCGAAUGGCUGCUCAAGAUCUUCGGCAAGUACCUCUUCCCCAGCGCACACAAGUACUUCGUCGGGGACAUCCCCCAGGUGGAUCUUCUGGACUUCCCGGAGGACAUCCUCGAGAUGGACGAAGUCGAGGAGGAGGAAGAGGAAGGCGAUGAGGAGGAUGAUGAGGAGGAGGAGGACGAUGGCCUCGAUGAGUAUGCCACCAUGCCUGGCGAUGGCCACUACCCUCACGGCCACCACCACCACCACCACCACGGCGACGGCGACGGCGACCACAUGUAUGUGGAUGACGAUGACGAUGGCGAGGAGGAGGACGACGUCGAUGGCGAAGGCGCCGGCGAGGAGGACGAUGAUGACGCCCUCGAGCAGGACGACAAUGGCGAGGAGGAUGGCGACGAGGAUGCCGAGCUCCUGGACGAGGACCUCGAUGAGGAGGACCUCGAUGAGGAGGAGGCCGACGAGGCCGCCAGUCAUCACUCGCAUCAUCGUCACCGCCACCACCACCUUGAGAAUGCCGAAGAGGAGGAGGAGGAGGAGGACGACGACGACGCCGUGGCCGAGGAGGAAGAGGAUGACGACGAUGAUGCCAUGGCCGAGGAGGAAGAGGACCAGGACCUUGACGAGGACCAGGACCUUGACGAGGACCAGGACCUUGAUGACGACCAAGUCGAGGACGAUGGCGACGAUGCGGAGCUCCUCGAUGAGGACGGUGCCGCCGGCGCCGCUACCGGCGACGAUGACGAGUACUACGAGGAGGAAGAGGAGGAGGAUGGCGCCGACGCCGAGCACUCCCACGAUGCCUCCCACCGCCAUCGCCACUCCGCUGAGGCUGCCCCAGCCACCGCCGCCGCCGCCGGCGACGAGCCCCUUUACAGUGGCGGCGAGGAGGACGAAGAGCUCGAGGAGCUGGACGCCGAGGAGGACCUCGAGGAGGAGGAGGAGGAGGAGGAAGACAAUGCGGCCGAUGAUGACGCGCAGCUUCUUCAGCACAACGAGGCGGUCACCGAUGAGGAUGCCGACGAGGAUGCCGAUGAUGCUGCUGCUGUUGCUGCCGGCGUCGACGGGCAGUCUUUCCACCCUCACCAUGGUGGCAUCGGUGACGAUGAGGAGGCCGGCGCCGUGUUCGGGGACUUUGGCGGUCACCCGGUCGACGAUGAUGUCGGCCUCGUCGGGGCCCUCGGUGGUGCUGAUGAUGACGUCGAUGGCGCUGGCUUCUACCAUGGCGGCUUCGAUGAUGAUGCCGGCCACCAUGGUGGCUUUGGUGACAGCACGGCCGAGGCUGUGGCCGCCGCGCCGACCGACUCCGACGGCGGUGACGAGUGA